CCAUCCCCUCCGGGGUCCUCCGCUUUGCGGUAACCGGCGGCGAGUUACCCGCGGUUACUUGCGCCGUGGCGUGUAUGCUGCUGAUGCCGUCGCGCGCCCGCGGGCUGCUCGACGGAAUCCCGCGCCGGGGCCCCGCCGCCGCCGGCUAUCGCGCGGCGUGCGAGCGUGCCCCCGCGGAUGGGGACGCGCUCGCGGGUUACGCGGGCAUGCUGGCGCGCGGGGUCCGGCCGGACGCCUACACGUUCCCGCCCCUGCUCAAGGCGGUGGCGCGGCGGGGCGGCCCCGCCGCGGCGUCCUCGUCGGCGCCCGCCGCCGUUCCCGCGCACGUGGUCAAGUUCGGGCUGGGCCUCGGCGACCACGAGGCGAGCGCGCUGGUCGCGGCCUACGCGGCCGGGGGCGGCGGCGCGGCGGCGCGCGCGGCGCUGCUGGAAGCGCGCGGCGCGCCCGUCGCGUGUAACGCGCUGAUCUCUGGCCAUUGCAGGGGCAAGCGGUUCGAGGAGUCAAGCCGCGCGUUUGUGGACAUGGUGCGGGCCGGCGCCGCGCCCACGCCGGUCACGUACGUCUCGGUGCUCUCUGCUUGCGGGAAGGGCAGGGACUUGCUGCUCGGGGUGCAGGUGCACAAGCGCGUGGUGGAGAGCGGGGUGUUGUCGGACCUGAAGGUGGACAGCGCUCUGGUUGGUAUGUAUGCCGAGUGCGCUGACAUAGACUCGGCUUGGAGGUUGUUUGAGGAAAUGGAAGUGAGGAAUGUGGUGUGCUGGACAUCUUUGGUUUCUGGUCUUGCGAGAUUAGGCCAGGUUGAUCGAGCCAGAGAAUUGUUUGACGGUAUGCCUGAGAGGGACGCUGUUUCGUGGACUGCAAUGAUUGAUGGUUAUGUACAUGCUGCCCGGUUCAGGGAGGCAUUGGAGAUGUUCCGUGAGAUGCAAUACAACAAUGUGAUGGCAGAUGAGUUCACCAUGGUGAGCGUGAUCACUGCAUGUGCGCAGCUAGGUGCUUUGGAGAUCGGAGAAUGGGUGAGGGCUUACAUGAGCAGGCAAGGGAUUAGGAUGGAUCUUUUUGUUGGCAAUGCACUUAUAGACAUGUACUCCAAGUGUGGAAGUGUUGAGCGAGCAUUGGAUGUAUUUAACGGGAUGCACAGCAGAGAUAAGUUUACUUGGACAGCUAUCAUACUUGGUCUCGCGGUGAAUUGUCAUGGGGAAGAGGCAAUUGACAUGUUCCACAGAAUGAUCAGGGUUUCGGAAGUUCCAGAUGAGGUGACGUUCAUUGGUGUUCUCACAGCCUGCACCCACGCUGGCUUGGUUGACAAAGGAAAAGAGUUCUUCCACAGCAUGACUGAGACCUAUAAGAUUGCCCCAAAUGUGGAGCAUUAUGGAUGCAUAGUAGAUCUUCUUGGCCGAGCUGGGAAAAUUAUGGAAGCAUUGGAGACAAUAGAUCAAAUGCCAAUGACACCCAACUCCACUAUUUUGGGGACCCUGCUGGCAGCUUGCAGGGUUCAUGGCAAUUCAGAGAUAGGUGAAUCGGUAGCAGAGCGCCUCCUUGCGCUGGAUCCAGAGAACAGCACGGCUUACAUUCUUUUGUCCAACAUGUAUGCAAAAGCUAACAGAUGGGAAGAUGUCCGACAGCUUAGGCAGGCAAUAAUGGAGAAAGGAAUAAAGAAAGAACCUGGUUGCAGUCUGAUCCAAAUGAAUGGGAUGAUUCGUGAAUUUGUAGCUGGUGAUCGGUCUCAUCCUAUGAGCAACGAAAUCUACUCUAAGUUGGAGAAUAUAAUAGCCGAUUUAAGGAAUGUUGGGUAUUUUCCUGAUGUAACUGAGGUCUUUAUUGAAGUUGCAGAAGAGGAAAAGCAGAAGGUUAUUUAUUGGCACAGCGAGAAGCUAGCAAUUGCUUUUGCAUUACUCAGUUCAGAACCUAAUACUGUGAUAAGGAUUGUGAAAAACUUGAGGAUGUGUUUGGAUUGCCAUAAUGCAAUUAAGUUGAUAUCAAGGUUGUAUGGAAGGGAGAUAGUUGUGAGGGACAGGACACGCUUCCAUCAUUUUCGCCAUGGACUCUGUUCUUGUAAAGACUCUUGGUAACUCCAUAUGCAUCAGUCAGAUAAGUCGACUGAAUAUAUGUGGCCUCAGCUUUGAGUGAUCACUUGAUGGCGAGCACAAGCUUUCACUUGAAAUGUAGUAUUCACUGCAGUUUCAGGAAGUGAAACAAGAAGAUUGGUAGUAUAAUUAAUCUAGUAGAGCCUUCAUGUUAUAUCUGUUUGAGCUCCUCUUGUUGCACGUUACACCUUGGCAUAGUUGAUGGUUCUGUUGGCACAUCA
This is a messenger RNA of Panicum virgatum (switchgrass), 2302 nucleotides long. RefSeq names its product pentatricopeptide repeat-containing protein At3g62890-like. Gene Ontology annotation, molecular function: RNA binding; protein binding; zinc ion binding. NCBI's taxonomy places the organism in Eukaryota, Viridiplantae, Streptophyta, Magnoliopsida, Poales, Poaceae. The transcript has a single exon. Bases 75 to 2066 code for a protein of 663 amino acids. Gene Ontology annotation, biological process: RNA modification. The record is from RefSeq and is a predicted model, not a curated record.